AUGUCGUUGCAAGUUUUUUCAAGUCUAAGGAAUCGUCAGAUUUCGAUUCUAGAGCGGAUGCUUCAUUUGAACAAGGAUGGGUCAGCAGACUUGACCUUAGCCUCCAAAUCGGAGGAAAUCAUAUGGAAAGUUCUUGUGCUCGAUCAGAAAUCACGAAACAUUCUAUCCUCGGUAUUGAGAGUGAAUGAUUUAUUACGGUGUGGAAUUACGGUUCAUGCUUUGAUCAAUCAACAACGUUCGAAAUUGCCUGAUGUGCCUGUCAUCUACUUUGUUGAGCCUACCAAGGAAAACAUAAGCACCAUCAUUCAUGACUUGAAUGAUGACAAGUAUGACAUCUAUUAUAUCAAUUUCACAUCACAUUUACCCCGUGAUUUGUUGGAAGAAUUUGCUAAGCAAGUAGCAUUGCUGGGUAAAGCGUCGAGAAUAAAGCAAGUUUGGGAUCAAUAUUUGGAUUUUGUUGUUACUGAGCCCAAUUUGUUUUCAUUAAACUUGAACAAUAUUUUCACAACCUUCAACACGUCACAGACGAAAGAGGAUACAAUUCAUGCUUUGGUGGGCACUAUUGCCGAUGGGUUGUUGUCACUCAUUAUAAGCUUGGACGUUGUUCCGAUAAUACGCGCACAACAACAUGGUCCAGCUGAAUUUGUGGCACAAGAACUCGACUUGAAGUUGCGCGAGUACUUGAGUAAUGCCAAGCUGUUGGGUAAUGAUCAUAAUGCAGCAUUAACUCAACGGCCGGUGCUUAUUUUGUUGGAUAGAAACUUUGACUUGGCGUCAAUGUUUGCUCAUUCUUGGAUAUAUCAAUGUAUGGUGAGUGAUGUUUACCUGUUAAAGAGAAACACCAUCAAGUUGCGCAAAACCACCAAGGAUAAGAAUGGCGUUGAAUCAGAAACAGUGAAAAAUUAUGACAUUGACCCACGCGAUUUCUUUUGGAGCAAGUAUGCCCAAUUACCCUUUCCUGAUGUGGUUGAGAGUGCCGACGUUGAAUUGAACUCUUAUAAACAAGAGGCGAAGGAGAUCACCAACAAGACAGGAAUAUCGUCAUUGGAUGACAUUGAUCAAAACUCUACUAGCUCCACUGCCAAUAUUCAACAAGCAGUGGAGAAAUUGCCUGAAUUGACAGCAAGAAAGGCGACUUUGGAUAUGCAUAUGGACAUUCUAUCCAAUUUGAUUAAUGAAUUACAAGCUAAAAACUUGGACACCUAUUUCGAAAUUGAGCAAAACGCUGGUGGAAAUCACAACGAUACCAAAAUCUUGAAGGAGUUUUUGGAUUUAUUGACUGACGACGAUGCUAAGCAGGACACCUCAUUGGAUAAAUUACGUACAUUGAUCAUUUUGACUCUUGUUAGUGAUCAUUUAUCUUUGGAUUACAUUUCGAAAGUCAAGUCCAUUUUGCUUCAACACUAUCCCCAAUUGGACAUGUCGGCAUAUGACUACAUUUUGAAAUUCAAAGAACACCUGAAAAUUGCCAAUUUAUCCAAUUUAUCUGAUUCCUACAGUAGUGGGCAUAGCGGCAGUGGGGGCUUGUCCUCCUCAUCCUCAAACGCACAAACCUCCUCAGCUUUGCUUAGUGGGUUGUCAUCAAAACUUUAUGGUUUGACAGAGGGCCGUAUUUCGGAAGGGUUGAGUUCAAUAGCGUCAAAAAUCAAGAAUUUCAUCCCUGAACGAAACUUGCUUCCCAUAACCAAGAUUGUUGAAGCGAUCAUGGAUCCAAGUAGUUCCAAUCAACAAUCAAUCGCAUUAACUGACGAAUAUCUUUACUUCGAUCCUAAAUCACGGGGUGGUGGCCAUUCAAAACCACCAAAGCGACAAUCGUAUACUGACCUGAUUGUGUUCGUAGUUGGCGGAGGAAACUAUUUGGAAUAUGUCGAUUUGACUGAGUGGAGUGGACAACGUGGAGAUGGCGAGGGAAUUAGAAGUGGCGUUGGUGGUGUAGGAGGAGGUAGUGGUGGUGGAGGCCCCGGAGGCGCUGGAGUUGGUGCAGCUGGUGGGAGCGGUGCAGGUGCGGGUGCAAAUGUUGGUGAAAAGGGUAGGUUUAAUGUCAUUUACGGAAGUACCGAUAUUCUUUCAGCAACUGAGUUUUUAAAAGAAUGUCAACAAUUGAGCAAGAAUUAG
Lodderomyces theae is the source of this 2115-nucleotide messenger RNA. RefSeq names its product syntaxin-binding protein. NCBI's taxonomy places the organism in Eukaryota, Fungi, Ascomycota, Pichiomycetes, Serinales, Debaryomycetaceae. Gene Ontology annotation, molecular function: syntaxin binding. The transcript has a single exon. Gene Ontology annotation, cellular component: cytosol; Golgi membrane. The record is from RefSeq and is a predicted model, not a curated record. The coding region runs from base 1 to 2115 and encodes 704 amino acids. Gene Ontology annotation, biological process: intracellular protein transport; endoplasmic reticulum to Golgi vesicle-mediated transport.